This is a messenger RNA of Anisakis simplex (herring worm), 828 nucleotides long. The record is from the annotation of a GenBank genome assembly. Lineage: Eukaryota; Metazoa; Nematoda; Chromadorea; Rhabditida; Anisakidae.
ACAAUGUGCCUGUGUAAUAAGGCUCAAAUUGAGGUGAUCGGCUCGGGUAGCGUCUCGAAAUGGAAACAAGGCACGGCGGAAAACGACGUGAUCAACGAUAUCAGUAAAUGGCUAACGCCUAGUCGACCUAGUUCUAUGUUACAACCAGAUUUGGAACAACAGACGGUUCAACGGACAUUGCAGUUGAAUAGCAUACGUGCCACAUUCCGUCAUAAGAAUAUCGCUGGAAAUCCAACUGAAGUGGCCUUAUUGAAGUAUGUCGAAGAGGAAGCCUACAUGAAGUUGGGUAGCGAAGGCCGCACUUGCCUUGCGUUCGCUACUGCGGAAUUCGAUGGCUAUGCGGAUGAGUGCUUUACGGCACUAACACCCAACACCCUGCUCGACUAUGAGCUGUGUUUUCUGGGUAUGGCCGCCCUGUACGAUCCACCCCGCGAGACUGCACAGCAGUCAAUUCAGGCGCUUCGAGACGCAGGUGUAAAAUGUUUUAUGAUCAGUGGAGAUCACCCGUCGACAGCCACUACACUUGCCAAACAUAUCGGACUACUAAAGGAUGACAGCAACACUAAGGCUACUGGCAAUGGCAAUUGCGUUCUAUCAUCUACUACUAUUACUCCUAUUACGACCAGUAGUAAUAGUAAUACUGGUGCAGCUUGUUCUGCUCCUGCUUCUACAGCUGCGGAACUUCAAAAUGUAUCCGUAAUCCACGGAGAAAUGCUAAAAACCUUAACGCCAGAUCAGUGGGAUGAGAUUCUCGCGCAGCGUGCCGUCGUGUUUGCACGCACCACGCCGGCACAGAAGCUGAUCAUCGUAGAGGUAUCUUAUAACUAG